UCCGUCCGCCGAAAAACAGCCGAGGGUGGAGCCGCAGGCCGAGAACCUCUGACAGGACCUCUUUGGUCGGAAGUGGGCAGUGAGCUAGAGCAAGGGCAGGCUCACAGGAUGGCCAAGAUGGAAGCCAGGGGCGGCCUGUGGCUGGAGAGCCCUCCUGGGGGAGCAGCCCCCAUCUUCCUGCCCACGGACGGGCAAGCCCUGGUCCUGGGCCGGGGACCCCUGACCGGGGUUACCGAUCGGAAGUGCUCCAGAAACCAAGUGGAGCUGGUCGCAGACCCUGAGACUCGGACGGUGGCUGUGAAACAGCUGGGGAUUAACCCUUCAACUGCCGGGACCCAGGAAAUGAAGCCCGGGUCCGAGUGUUCUCUGGGAGUGGGGGACACACUGUAUUUGGUCAACGGCCUCUACCCGCUGACCCUGCGCUGGCAAGAGACCCCCACGCCAGAACCCCAGCCAGGAACCCCACCCAGCACCCCUCCGGUGGGCCCAAAUGAGGAAGAAGAUACUGAACAACAGAAAAAACGGAUGCGGAAGUCAUCCCCUGGCUGGGAGAGCUUCGAGAAGCUGCUCGUGUUCACCGCACCUGGGGUGAAGCCCCAGGGCAAGGUGGCCGGCUUUGAUCUGGAUGGGACCCUCAUCACCACAAACUCUGGGAAGGUCUUUCCCACCAGCCCCAGUGACUGGAGGAUCUUGUACCUAGAGAUCCCACGUAAGCUCCGGGAGCUGGACGCGGAGGGCUACAAGCUGGUCAUCUUCACCAACCAGAUGGGCAUUGGGCGCGGGAAGCUGUCUGCAGAGGAGUUCAAGGCCAAGGUGGAGGCUGUGGUGGAAAAGCUGGGAGUCCCCUUUCAGGUGCUGGUCGCCACGCACGCAGGCUUGUACCGGAAGCCAGUGACCGGCAUGUGGGACCACCUGCGGGAGCAGGCCAACGAGGGUGUGCCCAUCUCCAUUGGGGACAGUAUCUUCGUGGGAGACGCCGCUGGACGCCCCGCCAACUGGGCUCCCGGGCGGAAAAAGAAAGACUUCUCCUGCGCUGACCGCCUGUUCGCCCUGAACCUGGGCCUGCCCUUCGCCACUCCAGAGGAGUUCUUCCUGAAGUGGCCGGCGGCCAGCUUCGAGCUGCCAGCCUUCGACCCGAGGACAGUCUCCUCCUCAGGACCACUGUGGCUGCCCGAGUCCAGCUCCCUCCUGAGCUCUGAUCCAGAGGUGGUUGUCGCCGUGGGAUUUCCUGGGGCUGGGAAGUCCACCUUCCUCCAGAAGCACCUUGUGUCUGCCGGAUACAUCCACGUGAACAGGGACACGCUGGGCUCGUGGCAGCGCUGUGUGACGGCGUGCGAGGCAGCUCUAAAGCAAAGGAAGCGGGUUGUGAUUGACAACACAAACCCGGACGUCGCGAGCCGGGCCAGGUACAUCAAGUGUGCCCAAGACGCAGGUGUCCCCUGCCGCUGCUUCCUCUUCAGUGCCACCCUGGAGCAGGCGCGUCAUAACAACCGGUUCCGGGAGAUGACAGAUUCCUCUCACGUGCCUGUGUCUGACGUGGUCAUGUUCGGCUACAGGAAGCAGUUCCAGGCCCCAACGCUGGCCGAAGGCUUCACUGAGAUCCUGGAGAUCCCGUUCCGACUGCACAUGGAGCCUCAGCUGGAGCGGCUGUACCGCCAGUUCUCUGAGGGCUGAGCCCAUGCCCCCCCCCCCCC
Pteronotus mesoamericanus is the source of this 1694-nucleotide messenger RNA. It is a transcript of the gene PNKP, whose product is annotated as polynucleotide kinase 3'-phosphatase. Gene Ontology annotation, molecular function: polynucleotide 3'-phosphatase activity; double-stranded DNA binding; ATP-dependent polydeoxyribonucleotide 5'-hydroxyl-kinase activity. The transcript is spliced from 17 exons. The coding region runs from base 109 to 1674 and encodes 521 amino acids. The record is from RefSeq and is a predicted model, not a curated record. NCBI's taxonomy places the organism in Eukaryota, Metazoa, Chordata, Mammalia, Chiroptera, Mormoopidae. Gene Ontology annotation, cellular component: nucleus. Gene Ontology annotation, biological process: DNA repair.